Messenger RNA from Rhizoctonia solani, 5244 nucleotides. Its product is annotated as nucleoporin. The record is from RefSeq and is a predicted model, not a curated record. Gene Ontology annotation, cellular component: nuclear pore; nuclear pore cytoplasmic filaments. Gene Ontology annotation, biological process: RNA export from nucleus; post-transcriptional tethering of RNA polymerase II gene DNA at nuclear periphery; protein import into nucleus. Bases 1 to 5244 code for a protein of 1747 amino acids. Gene Ontology annotation, molecular function: structural constituent of nuclear pore. The transcript has 21 exons. Lineage: Eukaryota; Fungi; Basidiomycota; Agaricomycetes; Cantharellales; Ceratobasidiaceae.
AUGUUCGGUUCGUCAUGGGGUCAGAACAACCAAAACCAACAAAAUCAGGCGCAGCAAGGAACUGGGCUCUUUGGCCAGCCUGCGCAACAGCCGCAACAGCAACCACAGCAAGGGGGUGCAUUUGGUAAUACAGGGUUCGGUUCCGCCGGAUUCGGCCAACAGCAGCAGCAACAGCCUGGGCAGACGGGCAGCAUUUUUGGGCAGCCCCAACAGCCUCAGCAGAACCAACAACCAGGAUUCGGCGCGUUUGGAGGCGGAUCCAACACAACCAGCACUUUUGGACAAGCCAAACCAUUUGGUUCUACUGGCUUUGGAACAACUAAUACGACCGCGACAACGGCGCCUUCGUUUUCCUUCACAGGCACUAGUAAUCCAACGCCCACGAAUGCAUUUGGAACCAACACUACUGGGGGAUUUGGAACUCAGAACCAAACACCAACGAGCACCUUUGGACAACCCUCGACUAGCACUUUUGGUGGUGGAACAACUGGGUUUGGGUCCAAUACUGGGGGAGCCUUUGGGUCUACUAACACAACAAGUACGUUUGGAACUGCCACUAAUACCGGUGGUGGGAUGUUUGGGGCCCCGAAACCUGCAACGGGAGGCCUCUUUGGAGCAGCCACCACAACAACGAAUGCAGCAGGCCAAGGAACAGCAUCCCCUGCAUAUCAAGCCACCCAAGAACGUGAUACGGCUGUGGGAGGAAGCUCAACGACGCUUCAUUAUCAGAGUAUAACUGCUAUGCCCGCAUAUCGCAAUUUUUCGUUUGAAGAACUCCGAGCCCAAGAUUAUGCUGCAGGUCGUAAGAACUCGACUUCAACAGGUUUUGGGACGUCUGCCUUUGGGUCGGCCACCAACACAACUGCCCCCUCGACCGGUCUGUUCGGUCAGCCUGCUCAACAGAACCAGCCCCAGCAAACAGGCAUCUUUGGCCAACCAGCACAACCCGCGCAAUCGACAGGUUUAUUCGCAGCCAUCGACUGGGCUAUUUGGCCAACCUGCCAGCAAUACUGCUACGACUGGAACGGGUUGUUUGGCCAGCAAACGAACACCACUACGGGUGCAUUUGGCAGCAAUACCGGAACCACUAGUUCGUUUGGUGGUGGAGGGUUGUUCGGUGCAAAGCCUGCUACGACUGGAGCAUUUGGUGCAGCCACUACUCAGCCGUCCACAGGAUUCGGCACAUUUGGUCAAAAUAACCAACCUCAGACUGGCCAGACUACGAGUAUUUUUGGUCAGCCACAACAGAAUCAGCAACAGCCUGCGACCGCUGGGUUCGGGUUUGGCACAAACAACACCGCAAAUAAACCUCUGUUCGGACAACCCGCGGCGCAGACGCAGACCACAGGUUUGUUCGGGCAGCCAGCUCAGCAAAACACUGGCGCUGGCUUGUUUGGACAACCGGCACAGAACACUGCGGCUGCCCAACCUGCACAGACCGGUGGUUUAUUCGGCGGCUUUGGACAAAACCAACAACAGGCUCAACCUGCCCAACCUUCGACAGGAUUGUUUGGUCAACCAGCCCAGACGCAGCCUGCGGCGACGACAGGAACUGGAUUGUUUGGUGGUGGAGGCGGACUCUUCGGUCAAAACAACCAGCAGCAGCAACAGCAGCCAGCUACUUCUCUUUUUGGAAAACCUGCUGGUACCACUGGUGGUUUGUUUGGUGGCACUACUACGGCCGCUCCUGCCACAAGCGGUGGUCUGUUCGGAAGUACUAACGCAGCCAACACUCAGCAGCCAGCCACUGGUGGUUUAUUCGGCCAGGCAAACAAGUCCAUCUUCGGUUCCACUCCUGUCGCCAACCCUGCUCAACAGACGUCCAUCUUUGGCCAGUCCGUGCAACCCGCCUCCCAGCCUUCGCUUUCUGCGUCGAUCGACCAAAAUCCAUUUGGCAGCAACCCCUUGUUCGCGAACCUCCCACCAGGCCCCCACGUGUUCUCCGUUUCCCAGAACCAGGCCAAGAAACCACUCAUUAGCGUAUCCCCUCGCAAGAAUUUCUAUCGCCCAAGCACGCCUCAAUUGACUAAGCUUCGAGGGUUUGCGACCCCCCUCCGUCCGCAUCGGUUGAUGCUAGCGUUAAUCCCUUUACUCGGACAAUCUCCAUCUCUCACUGCUAGUUUAAGCGAUAACCGAUCUUUAGGAGGCCGUUCGAGUGUUAAGAAGCUCGUCUUGGAUAAAGACGUCAACGCAUCUGACCUGCCAUCAUCUGGAUCUUUGUUUGCUGCUGCUGCUGGCACUCGGUCUACUCCUUCAAAGAGCAAAGUGGUAUUCCACCCUGAUCUUGUACAGCGUGCUGUUGCUGGUGAUGGCUUGUUUAACUCGACCGUUUCUCGCACAGCCGUGACUGCUCGUGCAUCAAUCGACCUUGGUCCUUCACAUUCGUACUCUGCCAAUGCACCUGUACGAGAGGAAUCAACUGUACGAGACGAUACCCCGGCUGCUACCGCUACCGACGGCGACUAUUGGAUGGUCCCAUCACUUGCUGAGCUUCAGGGCAUGAUGGAUCUUACGACCGUAUAUGCCAUCUCAGAUAUCCCCGAAAAGACUGUUCUCUUUGAAGAAGGCGCAUGCACGGUUUAUCCCGACGAGUCUCAAAAAGCUGCUCGCGGCGAAGGGCUCAACGUUCAUUCGGAGAUUAGUUUGGAGAAAUGCUGGCCAAGAGACAAGGCCACCCGUGCACCCAUCAAGAACCCGAACGACCCCGCGUGGCAGAGACAGGAACGCAAGUUGCGUAAGAUGAAGGAUACCGAGUUUAUUUCGUUUGAACCCGAGAGUGGAGUGUGGACUUUCCGAGUACCACAUUUCACGCGCUAUGGGCUUGGAAGUGAUGAUGAAGAUGAAGACGAGGCAGGCGCACCUCCUGCCGUAGAGGAAGACGAAGAACAAGAGGAAGAACCUUCGGUUCACGAGACAGAAGGGUCCGAGACCGAGUCUGAAACUGCGUCUGAGCCCGAGUUCGAGCAUCGUCUCGUUCCAGUUGCCAAAUCUACUACUCCCGAGGCACCUCGCAACUCGAACCGCCAUGGCCCGUUUGCAGCUACGAUCGGUCUCGACCCGCGCAAAGUUCAGGUUAUGCAAGCCUCAAUGUUUCACAACGAUCCUGGCCCAGAGGUGACUCGCAGCCGUUCCGCUUUCUUGGCUCGUGAUGUUCUCCCGGAGACUGUAGACAAGGUCGCCCCUAUCCCAAAGCCCAAACCCAAGCCGAAGCCUGAGCCACAGCCACUAAGGAAGUACGAACGUGUGCCCAACGAAAAAUCCGUGACCAAGUCCUUUUCUGGCGCGUACAUGGAUGCGGGGCUUGCACUCGGGCGAUCUUUCCGUGUAAGUUGGGGUCCGAACGGCGAACUCGUGCAUAUCGGAAAGAUUUGUGGUACUGCCACUAAAGAUUCUUUGCCUUCGAGUCCCAGCAUCGUCAACUUAUCAAGAGUUCCGCUGCUCAGUAACCCUGACGACAUAGAAGUUAUACGAGCCAACAAGUUAUUGGAAUACCAGAUCAAGAACUCCGACGUCGAUCUAGAUGAUCAAGGUGUGCCCGUCGCCACCCCCAAUGAAGAUAUUCGCUUCCACCACGUGGCUGACCUCUUCGGCCCGGAUGAUCGCUCGCAUGAGUCCAGCGUUUGGCGCCUUGGAGCUGCACUCUUUGACGAAAUUAACAUCCGUCUCUCACAAGGCGUCGCUUCUAAUAUUCGAGAGCAAAUUACCUCCAUGCGUCGCCGCCAUGCCUUGGAGAAAUGGCUUCAGACAACGGUGGCUCCCAGUGUUGAGUUCGACUUGCGCGAAUUGAGCGGGACAUCCGCUGCUAACCGCGCAUUCCUCAUGCUGACGGGAAACCAAAUAGCUAGAGCAACUGACGCUACGAUGGAAGCGAACGAAAUGCAUCUCGCAACGCUGAUAUCUCAGAUCGGUGGAGACGCCGAGUUCCGAAACGAUAUUGAAUCCCAGUUGGCUAAAUGGAAGGAACAAAAAAUCGAUGCUCACAUUGACGUCUGGGUUCGAAAGAUUUAUGCACUGCUCGCUGGAAUUGUGGGCAGUGUGGAGGGUUCCAAGAGCCGCGACCCUGCCGAAAAGUCCAGCGACAUUGUGGUUGCCGAAAGCUUGGACUGGAAGCGUGCGUAUGGAUUGCACCUGUGGUUUGGUGGAUCCUUCAACUCUCCGAUUGUCGACUCUCUGGAGAGCUAUGAAACGGCAUGCAACAGCGCUUCGCUUGCUACCGCUCAUCCUCACCCUUGGUAUAUUGAACGACCUGCGUCUGUCGAUUCCGAUGCUCUCAGGUGGAUUGUAUCUGGCGAAAGUGUACCCAAAGAUGCUUUGUUUGAGAUUAUCAAACUGGCCAUGGACGACACGGUGCCACUUGAUGUUGCUCUCUACCCCCGCGCAUUUGGACCUAGCCCCAUUGACUAUAGGAUUUCUUGGCAUGUUUAUAUGCUACUCGCGCGUGUCCUUCGGGAACGAGAUGUGUCCGAUCGGUCGCUCGUUGAGGAAGAAGGCGAGGAAGAACCUCAGUUAUCUUAUAGUCACAAGGCAGAUGCUAUCACAUCUAAUUAUGCCUCUCAAUUGGAAAACUUGGGAUUGUGGUGGUAUUCCAUAUUUGUAUUGCUGCACCUACAAGAAUCGGACGGUCGUUUGAUUGCCAUCAAGGCCCUGCUGGCUCGACAUGUCUCUGAGCUGGAUGAAGAGAAAGAAGAGUUCCUCGUAAAUCAACUCUGCAUACCUCAAGACUGGAUUGAAGAGGCCAAGGCAAUUAUCUCUCAGUACACCAAUCAAUCCUACCAGGCGUUCGAGUUCUUCGUUGCUGCCGGGCAGGUCAAACCUGCAUAUGACAUGGCCCUUCGUGAUCUCGCACCCGAGGCUGCCAUUCGAAACGACUUUGAUUUACUCAUUUCCCUCUUCGCGGACAAAGGAUUCGAGAGUUUGGACGAUUGGACCUUCCGUGGCCAGCUCUAUCUCCAGUAUGCAGAAUGCAUGUCCAAACUCCCUGAGCUGUUAUUUGAUGCGGCUAUAGGAGAACCCGACGCGAUUCAAGCCAUCGAACUAGAGCGCUUGAGCCGCGAACAUUCGCCAGCAAAUUUGUUGGGCAACAUGAUUUCGUCCUUGAUGCAAUUCCUACCCGCGCUCAAACACAGAGGCAUGAACAUCCGUCCUCAACUCCAAUCCACCAUGGUUGAAGAAUCGGUCCGCUUGGAGCACAUCCAAGCCAUGGCUCACGAACGGUUCAUGACCGCAAUCGAAACGCUAGGCUAA